Penicillium hordei is the source of this 327-nucleotide messenger RNA. RefSeq lists its product as uncharacterized. NCBI's taxonomy places the organism in Eukaryota, Fungi, Ascomycota, Eurotiomycetes, Eurotiales, Aspergillaceae. The coding region runs from base 1 to 327 and encodes 108 amino acids. The record is from RefSeq and is a predicted model, not a curated record. The transcript has 2 exons.
AUGCUUGAGUGGAAGUUGGACCAAUUUCUUGAUACACUCUGGGAUACCGAGGGCCAUGAUAUUCUACAAAGAGCUUUGCACCAGACACCUCAGCGGCAAGAGGAUUAUCAGAGCAAAUACUAUACCCUAGACGGAAUAUACACGGCGAAUAUUCGACGAAUGCUUGAGCUGCAGGAUGUUACACUCGAAAGGAGAUUGAAAAAUAUUACAAGAAUGGCGGAGAAUAUCGAGAUUGCGCAAGGGCAGAAAUUAGCUCGGCGAGCUAGACUCAAACAACAGAACGACAAAGCCGAACAAAGGAGAAUCGAGAAAGCACAACGGAACUAG